Linum trigynum is the source of this 4819-nucleotide messenger RNA. Lineage: Eukaryota; Viridiplantae; Streptophyta; Magnoliopsida; Malpighiales; Linaceae. The record is from the annotation of a GenBank genome assembly.
CAUAAUAAGAAGAUAUAAAAUUGAAACAGUGUUGGGAUUCAUAGUUGGAUUCCAAUUAUUCCAACUCCCCCACCUAUAUAAAAUAAGAUCCUCCACUACCUACCUACCUUUACACCAUUAAUUAAUAAAAUGUUUGUGAUGAUCUGAUAUCAGUGAACCUAUUCAUAUUCCCACACCACAUACUAAACACUAAAUCAGAACAACGAAUCAACUCUUCUCCCUGCCAAUAGAAACAAACAAGGGAAAAGUAAACAAUCUGUCUUCGUCAUCAUCUAUCCUAUACUUUCCCUUAAUGCGCUCCAAAUCUUCCCUUCUUUAUUUUAUUCAUAUUUGAGUUCACAUUGGGUUUGUGGUAAAUCUCUCAUUUAUAUUAUGUUUUCCUCCCUAGAUAUAACCUACAAUCCUUUGUUAGUAUAUGAAAGAUGGGUGAGCAUUCUCCAAAGUUGUUUUUAAGGGGUUGAGUAGCAUAAGUUCUGGUAUAGCAAAGACUUUGUGGACCCUUUUUCUUAGCACUUUCUUUUACCCGUAAUGCUCUAUAUUCUCUAGCAUUCGCUCUCUCUCUUUUUUCCCUAAUUCGACGGUUGAUCGCCGAUUGUUUGCUUAACAUGCUCUCAUGAGUGCUUUUCGUGGCAUUUUAAUGGACAGUUCUUACCUAUUUUGAUCCUUACCAAGGAGAUAGAUAGAGAGUUACCAAACUCUAAACCUAUCCAAAAUCAACUAUGAUAAUAUUACUUUAACCAAAAGCCCUCUUUAUAAUAACUUUGUUGAUCCAUUUGAAUUAAACUAAUCUCACCAUCAUACUAAAAGUGGGAAAAGGGAGAAAAGAGGGAUGAAUAAGAACCCACAUCUCCUUAUCUUUCCUCCCUCACUUUCACCCCCCACCCAAAUCAAACAAAAAAAAAAUACCCUCAUAUAAUUCAUACUUAUUGACUUGUAUUAUGUUAUGUGUAUCAGUGUAUAUAUAAAUAUAUGCAUAAACAAGUACCCAUCCAUCCACCUCCCAUUUUCCUUCUUCCAACGUAGCUUGUAGUAGUAGCCUUGCUCGGCGAGCCCUCCUGGGAAGAAUCUCAAUCUCUCCUUCUCUCUGUUCCCCUGAAUCCCUCCUUCUAUUCAGCUAGCUUAGCUACACCGAAGACGUUUCUUCCUUGUCCGCCAAACGUGAACUAGGGGCCGUUCUCCCAUACCCUUUUUCCCCCCAUUUCUCGCUUAAUUCGAGGACUCGUUCACGAGGUUUUCAUUUCUUCCACGGCCUUCUUUCCCCUUGAAGCAGGGGAAGGGUACAGUUAAAGUGGGAGGGCAGGGAAGAAGAAGCUAGCUAGCUACGAUCCGUUACAGUAGCUCGAUCAUUUUCCAUGGCGAUGGCGGGCGCCGAUCAGAAGAUGCAGAAGAGCUACUUCGACGUGCUGGGCCUGUGCUGCUCGUCGGAGGUGCCACUGGUCGAGAACAUCCUCAAAUCCCUCGACGGAGUCAAGGAAGUCUCUGUUGUCGUCCCCACCAGGACCGUCAUCGUCGUCCAUGACACCUUGCUCGUUUCCCAGCUACAGAUUGUGAAGGCGCUGAACACGGCCAGGUUGGAAGCGAACGUAAGAUUGGACGGAAGCAGUGUCGCCGGCGGCGGGAGCUACAGGAAGAAAUGGCCGAGUCCGUACGCAAUGGGGAGUGGGGCCUUGCUGUUGAUUUCGCUUCUCAAGUUUGUGUUCCCGCCGAUGAAGUGGGUCGCCGUCGCUGCCGUCGCCGUCGGGAUCCCACCUAUCCUGCUCAAAGCCAUCGCCUCCAUCAGAAACUUGAGGCUCGACGUCACCGUCCUUGUUCUCAUCGCCGUUAUAUCAACGUUGGCCAUGAAAGACUACACAGAAGCAGCCACCGUGGUAUUCCUCUUCACUAUUGCCGACUGGUUGGAGUCUAGAGCAAGCCAUAAAGCCAAUGCAGUGAUGACUUCUUUGAUGAGCAUCGCACCUCAGAAGGCCACCAUAGCCGAGACAGGGGAAGAAGUUGACGUCAAUGAGGUGAAGGUGAACACGGUCGUGGCUGUCAAGGCCGGCCAGGCCAUCCCGAUAGAUGGAAUCGUGGUGGAUGGGCAGUGCGAGGUCGACGAGAAGUCGCUGACUGGAGAGUCGUUUCCGGUUCCUAAGCAGAAGGAUUCGACUGUCUGGGCUGGGACCAUCAACCUAAGUGGCUACAUCAGUGUGAAAACCACAGCCCUGGCUGAAGACUGUGUGGUGGCCAAGAUGGCGAAGCUCGUCGAAGAAGCUCAGAACAGCAAGUCCAAGACGCAGAGGUUCAUUGACCAAUGUGCUCAGUACUACACUCCAGCAAUCAUAGUGAUAUCAGCAAGUCUCGCUGUAAUUCCUCUGGCUUUGAGGGUUCAUAACAAGGAGUACUGGUUUCAUUUAGCACUUGUGGUGCUAGUGAGCGCAUGUCCAUGUGCUCUGGUCCUCUCCACGCCAGUUGCAACAUUCUGUGCACUCACAAAGGCAGCAACUGCUGGUCUCCUCGUCAAAGGAGGCGAUUACCUCGAAACCCUUGCCAAGAUUAAGGUUCUUGCGUUCGACAAGACUGGCACCAUCACGAGGGGGGACUUCGUCGUUUCAGAUUUCAGGUCUUUGAGUGAUGAUUUCAGCAUAGAGACAUUGGUUUACUGGGUGUCGAGCAUAGAGAGCAAGUCUGGUCACCCGAUGGCGGCUGCACUGGUCGAAUAUGGCAGGUCGAUUUUGGUAGAACCAAGUCCUGAAAACGUGGAUGAAUACGACAACAUUACUGGUGAAGGCAUUCAUGGCAAGAUUGAUGGAAGAGACAUCUACAUUGGAAAUAAGAAGAUUGCUGCCAGAGCUGGUUCAACAACUGUUCCAGCAGUUGAAGAUGGUGGGAAGGGAGGAAUGACAAUCGGAUAUGUCUACUGUGGAGGAACCCUCAUUGGCACAUUCAAUCUCUCUGACAGCUGUAGGACCGGGGUGAAAGAAGCAGUCAACCAGCUCAAGGCAAUGGGGAUAAGAACUGCUAUGCUUACAGGGGAUAGCCAAGGAGCAGCCAUGCAUGCUCAGCAACAGCUAGAGAAUGCUCUUGAGGAAGUCCAUGCAGAGCUUUUACCUGAAGACAAGGCAAGGAUAAUAGGAGACUUCAAGAGAAAGCGAGGGCCCACAGCAAUGGUGGGAGAUGGUGUGAACGACGCCCCUGCUUUAGCCACUGCUGAUAUCGGUAUUUCGAUGGGCAUUUCGGGUUCUGCACUUGCCACAGAAACUGGACACGUGAUUCUCAUGUCAAACGACAUCAGGAAAGUGCCGAAAGUCAUCAAGCUGGCAAGGAAAGCUCAUAGAAAGGUGAUUGAGAAUGUUGUCUUUUCAAUCUUCACAAAGGGUUCCAUCCUCGCUUUGGCAUUCGCCGGUCAUCCACUGAUCUGGGCUGCUGUUCUCGCUGAUGUUGGCACUUGUGUGAUUGUGAUUCUGAAUAGUAUGUUGCUCCUAAGAGAGAGCCACAAGCAUACUGCAAGUCAUACCCACAAACAUGCUGCAUCACAUGGCCACAAAGACCAUCAUCAUAAGGAACAGAGCUGCUGUUCGAAUCAAAAGACUGAAAAGGUAUGCCACUCUGAAAAGACUAAAUGCUGCGAAUCAAAGAGCCAGACUAACCUUCAUACAGCGAAAUCUUGUGAAAAUGCUAAAUGCAUGAAAUCAACAAGCUGUGGAGGUAAGAGUGCAAAAGAAGAUUUGGAGCACUGCCAUAAAGUGCAGACAGACAGUCACAACAACCAUGGGUGUUCACGAGCACACCAGCCAGCCCCAUGCACUGGCACAGGGCAUCAUCAGUCUGAAAAGGCAUGCCAUUCUCAGAAGACUCAAUGCUGUACGCCAAAGAGUCAGCCUAGCCUUCAUACAGCAAAAUCUUGUGAAGAUUCUAAGUGCUUAAAAUCGGAUGGUUGUGGAGGGAAUGAUGCAUCUAAGGAUUCUAAGCACAACCAUGGGUGUUCAAGUACUCAUGAGCCAAGCUUAAACACUUGCACACAGAAUCAUGAAAGCGAAAUUUCAGUAGAAGUACAUGGAAGCUAUCAAAGAGAAGAGAACUUGCCAGAGCAGACACACUACCAUACUGCACAUUGCCAGAUGGUCACUCAUGAUGGCAGUGAUCUCAAUGACUCUACCGGUGAUCUGGAAAAGGGAGAGGCCAUAGCCAUCCAUGGGGAUUGCCACUUCAUCCAUUGCGAUCAUGUUGAUAUUCAUAGGAGUGAUGUUCCAUUAGAGAACAAGAGCACUGCAGCGUCCAGUUGUUGUAGCACAGAAGUUGAACCUAACCCCGAUUGUUGUAAAAGCAACAUCAACCCUUCUGAGAGCUUCAGUUGCAUGCCAGUGAGUUCUUGCCAUGAUGCAAUUUCAAACAGCCAUCAUUGCAGGAACUCAGAGCAAAGGGAGAUUGACAGUUGCUGCAAGAGCUACAUGAGAGAAUGUUGCAGGAGAAAUGGGCAUUUUUCUACUGGCUUAGGUGGAGGCUUAUCUGAAAUAGUCAUAGAAUAACUACAGCCUAAUAGGACAAAAAUUAAAAAGGUGUAAGAUGUGAGGUCUGCUUGAUUGGGCAAGCACUAGUACAUAAACAAUAAGUUUUGGGAAACCUGUAUAUGGAGAAGCCAAUUAGCCAAGGGAUAAAAUCGAACUUGCAGUGAGCAGAGAGAGGUGGGUAGAAAAAUUAUAUAGAUAUUGGCUUAAGUUGAUCAGUGUAGUUCUUUCUGUAUGAUGAAAAGAAGAAUGGAAUACACAAGGUUACUUCAAAUAGCAAUCAUACACCAUUUCUCUCCAGCUUCCUUUACUAGCAAUUAAUGCUCAAAUAACUU